AUGGCAGCCUUGCAUGAAGGGGAGUUUGACCUCCUGCAACACAUGCGCCUCUCUUCCGUGAAGGACGAUAGCCAGUUGACGCAGAGGGAGAGGCAGGCAUUAGUGGAGCAGCGGCGCCGCGAGGUCGAUGAGGCACAGUACGUUGCCCACCACUUGCAGGAAAAAGUGAACCGCNUUAGUGGAGCAGCGGCGCCGCGAGGUCGAUGA
This is a messenger RNA of Trypanosoma grayi, 207 nucleotides long. RefSeq lists its product as hypothetical. The coding region runs from base 1 to 207 and encodes 68 amino acids. The record is from RefSeq and is a predicted model, not a curated record. The transcript has a single exon. NCBI's taxonomy places the organism in Eukaryota, Euglenozoa, Kinetoplastea, Trypanosomatida, Trypanosomatidae.